AUGAACUACUUCCACUGUUCAAACAUUAUUAGAACCCAUCUAAGCAAAAAAAUAUAUUAUUAUCGAGUGAAUCUUCGUAAAUGCUUUUAUGCAACGGAUCACCAGAAAUUUUAUGGCGAAGUAGCUCUAAUAACUGGUGGUACACGUGGGAUCGGAUUCGAACUCGCGAAAAAAUUCGCAACGGGUGGAGCAAAUUGUAUUGUAGUUGGAAAAAAUUCGGAACGCGUAAAUGUUGCUGUUCUAAAUCUAAUGAAAUUGGAGAGAGAGAAAAAGAAUAACGCGGAUAAUAAUAAAAAAGGUGAAAUUGGUCAUGAUCAUGAUAAUAGACAUAUAGGCAUCGUAUGUGAUUUGAGCAGUGGUAUAGAAAUCGAAAAAGCGGCAAAGGCAUUCAAGCAUUUUGGAAGAGUCGAUUAUUUGAUAAACGCUGCUGGCAUUUCGCACGACAGCUUGUUAAUCCAAGUAAAAGAUAGUGAAAUCGACGAAAUAAUAAGCACUAAUUUAGUUGGGGCUAUUCUUGUGUCUCGUAAUGUUGCUAAAAUUAUGUUACGACAAAAUAAAGGCUGCAUUAUAAAUAUUUCAAGCGUUAUUGGACUUUACGGAAAUUCGGGGCAAUCCAUAUAUAGUGCUUCAAAAGCAGGAAUAAUAGGAUUUUCGAAAUCUCUCGCCAAAGAACUUGCUCGGAAAAAUAUACGAGUCAAUGUGAUUGCACCUGGAUAUAUUGAUACAGAGAUGACAUCGGGAUUACCAUCAAAGACUAAAGACGAAAUCUUAUCGAAAACGUUGUUGAAUCGUAUUGGAGAUGUAAAGGAUGUCGCUCACGCUGCUAUGUAUCUUGCAACAGCUAAUUUCGUGACUGGACAGACUUUAAUUGUUGAUGGUGGAUUAUCGAUUUCUUAG
Messenger RNA from Ambispora gerdemannii, 897 nucleotides. The record is from the annotation of a GenBank genome assembly. NCBI's taxonomy places the organism in Eukaryota, Fungi, Glomeromycota, Glomeromycetes, Archaeosporales, Ambisporaceae.